This is a messenger RNA of Chlamydomonas reinhardtii, 2211 nucleotides long. RefSeq lists its product as uncharacterized. The transcript has 8 exons. Bases 308 to 1735 code for a protein of 475 amino acids. NCBI's taxonomy places the organism in Eukaryota, Viridiplantae, Chlorophyta, Chlorophyceae, Chlamydomonadales, Chlamydomonadaceae. The record is from RefSeq and is a predicted model, not a curated record.
CCUCCAUACACACACAAAACCUAUCACUGCCAUAUACAGCAACAUUGUUUUAGCAUACACAAGUUAAGGCCGAACGACUUUCCAAAUGCAACGCGCCUUCGUCCUGACAACCCAGCACGCGAGGUUCUACAUUCACUUACCGAAAUAGUUGGGCAAUAGUAAAGUCACCAGCUGUGAUUGGAACUGCGACUGGGUCGAGACAGGAGCCGAGCUCUGUGGCACGCAGACUUGUAGAGCUCGCUACCGUCUAGCCUUCUGCAGGUUACUUGACUUAAUCUAAAGGGGCCUGCGGCGCCCAGCGCCAGCCAUGCCUUCCCCUGCACGCGAGAAGCUGAUGACCAUCAAGGCGAUGGAGGAAGCGAAAGGGCGGAGCCAGCACGCGCGCGCCCCGGCCAUCUUCAGGGACACAGCGCUUGACACGCAUAAAAGCAUUCAACCAGAGUACUUCGGGCCAAGCACUGUGCCCGAAAAGAAAGAGUUCUCUACACGCCUGAGCUCUGGACGAACACGCAGCGUCACGAAACACCAGCGUGCGGCCAUGGAAGCGCUCCAGAGGACGUCUCAGAUGGCGGGCCAGGGCGAGGUGCGCACCGUGUUCAUGCCCACGGCAGAGCAGAUGCCGGUGUGCGCCGCCGCUGGCGAGCGGCGAGGCAAUGUGGCCAACAGCGAGUGGGCGCUACUAGACACACUCGAGGUGAACCUGUACCUCAACGAGAAGGACGCCAGGCUGCGGUCCCAGAAGGCGGUGCAGCAGACACAGCGCGCGAUCCUGGACACACAAGUGGGCAUGCUGGCGCAAGCCAAGUUGGCGGCUGAGACGGCGAAGGCUGCUGAGCGGGUGGAGCUGCUGGCGACUGUGGCGGCGCACCAGGCGGAGGAGCGGCAGCGAGCUGAGGAGCAGCGGGCGGCGCUAACGCGGCUGCGCACUGACCGUGAGGCCAUGCUAGCUGAGACGCGGGUGCAGCGCGAGGCGGCACUGUCUCGUAAGCGCGAGGAGGAGGCGAAGCUGGUGGCUGCGGCACAGGCCCAGCUGGAGGCGGACCGGCAGGCGGCGGCGCGCAAGGCGGCAGAGCUGAAGGAGCAGGCGGCGAAGACAAUGGCCGACAAUGAGGCGCGGCUGGUAGCGCGGAAGGCGGCGGAGGCAGCUCAGCGGGUGGCGGACGCUGAGACCACCAAGCGCAUGAUCGAGAUGGCCGAGGCGCAAGAUCGUGCACGCGAUCGCAACAUGAAGUCAUUCCAUGACAUGAUCCAGGCGCGCGCGCGCGGUGUGGGCCAGAAGGCGGUGGACGACCGGCGCGACCGCCUGGAGCGCGAGGAGCGGCUCAUUGCCGAGGCCGAGCGCGCGGCGGCGCAACGCGAGGCGGAGCGUGCGGCAGCUGAGGCAGAGCGCAAGGCGCGGCUGAAGAGCGACCUGGUGUCGGGCAAUGAGGCGCUGAAGCGGGCCAAAGCGGAGAAGCUGGCGGUGGAGCGGGAGGCGGAGGCGCGCGAGCGGGCGGCGGCUGAGCAGCGGGUGCUGGCGGAGAAGGAGGCGGCGGAGCGCCAGAUGGCGGGCAUGCGCGAGCGCGCCACUGCCACCAAGCGCUUUGUGGCGGGUCAGGCGGCGGCGGUGGCGGAGCGCGCCAAGACGGAUGACAUCUUCAUGUCGGAGCAGGAGCGGUUGCUCAACAAGCGGCUGUUGGAGCAGGCGGUGGCCACGGUGCAGCGCCCAAUGCAGUACUCGGUCAAGCUGUACUAAAGUAAACGAAUGCAUGGCUUGUAGCGACUUAGAUGCGCUGAUGAUGUUGACAGGUUUGCAAAGGUGUGCCGUAUGAGUCGUAUGGUGUCGUGGAGUGGAAAGAUGCGUGUGGCGGUGAUUUUGCAGGGGGGCGGGGCUAUGUCAUGUACAUGGUGCGUGUGUGUGACGGUGCGGCGCAGCUGGUAGCGUGAACCACCAUGCACAUCGUGCGCAUCGUGCCUUGCAAAGGUGCGAUAUGACACAAAUGACGACAUGCAAUAAAAACACCCAGUCGAUAUGCCGUUGCGCCCUCGAUCCCGGUGGGGUAUGUUUGUUCCUGCUGGUGCACCAUUCCUGGGCUGCAAGAGGAAGGGGCAUCCGUGCACAACUAGGCAAAGCUGCCGCCUCUGGUACACACUUGAGGAGUUGGGGGGCCACACCAGUGGCGAAGCUCCAAUUGCUGCCAAUCAUAGGCCCGGAUGCUGUGAGCCAGACUU